This is a messenger RNA of Acinonyx jubatus (cheetah), 1841 nucleotides long. It is a transcript of the gene SLC16A3, whose product is annotated as solute carrier family 16 member 3. The record is from RefSeq and is a predicted model, not a curated record. Bases 1 to 1383 code for a protein of 460 amino acids. The transcript has 4 exons. Gene Ontology annotation, biological process: monocarboxylic acid transport; transmembrane transport. NCBI's taxonomy places the organism in Eukaryota, Metazoa, Chordata, Mammalia, Carnivora, Felidae. Gene Ontology annotation, cellular component: membrane. Gene Ontology annotation, molecular function: monocarboxylic acid transmembrane transporter activity.
AUGGGCGGCGCCGUGGUUGACGAGGGUCCCACCGGCAUCAAGGCCCCUGAUGGGGGCUGGGGCUGGGCCGUCCUCUUCGGCUGCUUCGUCAUCACGGGCUUCUCCUACGCCUUCCCCAAGGCGGUCAGCGUCUUCUUCAAGGAGCUCAUGCGUGAGUUUGGGAUCGGCUACAGUGACACGGCCUGGAUCUCCUCCAUCCUGCUGGCCAUGCUGUACGGGACAGGCCCACUCUGCAGCGUGUGUGUGAACCGCUUUGGCUGCCGGCCCGUCAUGCUCGCGGGUGGCCUCCUGGCAUCCCUGGGCAUGGUGGCUGCGUCCUUCUGCGGAAGCAUCAUCCAGCUCUACCUCACUACCGGGGUCAUCACCGGCUUGGGCUUGGCACUCAACUUCCAGCCCUCCCUCAUCAUGCUCAACCGCUAUUUCAACAAGAGGCGCCCCAUGGCCAAUGGGCUGGCAGCCGCGGGCAGCCCCGUGUUCCUGUGCGCCCUGUCCCCACUGGGGCAGCUGCUGCAGGACCACUAUGGCUGGCGGGGCGGCUUCCUCAUCCUGGGGGGCCUCCUGCUCAACUGCUGCGUGUGCGCCGCGCUCAUGAGGCCCCUGGAGGCAUCCCGGCCGGGUUCAGGGCCCGGGCCCCAGCGGCCAGCCAGGCGGCUGCUGGACCUGAGCGUCUUCCGGGACCGUGGCUUUGUCAUCUACGCCGUGGCCGCCUCCAUCAUGGUGCUGGGGCUCUUUGUGCCCCCCGUGUUCGUGGUGAGCUACGCCAAGGACCUGGGUGUGCCCGACACCCAGGCUGCCUUCCUGCUCACCGUCCUGGGCUUCAUCGAUAUCUUCGCCCGGCCCGCCGCGGGCUUCAUCACGGGGCUUAAGAAGGUGCGACCGUACUCCGUCUACCUCUUCAGCUUCUCUAUGUUCUUCAACGGCUUCACGGACCUCACGGGGUCCACGGCCAGCGACUACGGUGGCCUGGUGGUCUUCUGCAUCUUCUUCGGCAUCUCCUACGGCAUGGUGGGGGCCCUGCAGUUCGAGGUGCUCAUGGCAAUUGUGGGCACCCAGAAGUUCUCCAGUGCCAUUGGCCUCGUGCUGCUGCUAGAAGCCAUUGCCGUGCUCAUUGGGCCCCCGUCGGGCGGCAAGCUUCUGGACGCGACGCACGUCUACCAGUACGUGUUUCUCCUGGCAGGGGCCGAGGUGCUGGCCUCCUCCCUCGUGCUGGUGCUGGGCAACUUCUUCUGCAUUAAGAAGAGGCCCGAGGCAGCUGUGGAGGAGGGGGAGCGCCACAAGCCCCCCGUGGACGUGAGGGUGGACUCUCGGGAGGUGGAACACUUCCUGAAAGCAGAGCCUGAGAAAAACGGGGAGGUGGUUCACACCCCAGAAACGAGCGUCUGAGCGGAGGAGGCCAGCAGGGGUGAGGGAACCGGACAGAGACUUCAAGGCUCGUGUUUAUUUCACAAACAGGACUGGCUUGGGUGGGGCCGUCCGUGUGUCUCGGGGGGCUGGUGAGGUGGGGACCGUGUCAUUCCAAAGCAGGUCUGUGGUAGAGCCAAGCCUCGAGGUUACAAGCCGUCUGCACCGGGACACAGCCUGCUGACCCCAGAGCAGCCUGGUGCCCACCGCUGUGCUCAGGGACCUAGAAACCCAUGCUUCAGAGACAACAUGACCGGGGUCAGGGGCGGAGCGGCACCGUCUCGGGAGAGACCCCCCCCCCCCCACCCCAUGUGGCUGGCUGCACCCCGUCCCGCCCCACCUCCACCACGGCGCUCUAGCCCGCCCCUCGCCGAGUAUUGGGGGACAAACCUCCCUUCCUCCGCUUCUGAAGGUCUGAAAUAAACCUGCGUAUGGGAGGA